AUGUCACGGAGUGGACGGCUAAGUGCGGUCCCGACCAAGGUUGCGGCUGUGGCACCGUUUGGAGUGGCGGUGGAGGCUGUCCCCGCUCGCCUGCUGGAGGGCAGGACGGGGGUGGCCAUGGUGGUCCACGAGGCGCUGACGGCUCUUGCCGGCGCAGACAUGUCCAACUCGGACGCCUUUGACUGUGUCGGCUCCCGCCUCACCGCUCUGCGUACAAAGUUGUUUACAGAUCCUCCGCCGCAUGGACUAGUCUCGUUGCGCAUGCUGCCGCACACGGCUGGGCCUGCGCAGCUCAUGGGGGUAGUGCGAGUGUAUAUGGACGAGUUGCCGCUGCCGCUGGUGCCUGCUGAGCACUAUGAGCUGGUGAUGAAGCUGUGCGAAGAGCCUGCGUCGCCGCUGCGGACGGUCAAGCUGCGGACGGUGCUGGCGACGAUCAUGUCGUGGCAGGGCCGGCAGCUUCUCAAGGCGGUGGCCCAGGUGCUAGCACAUGUGUGGCAGCAGUCGCGGGCGGUGACAGCCAAGGCAAUGAUGGACGCGCUCGGCUGGGGCCUCAUCCGGCCGUCGGCAGAGGCGACACGCGACCAGGUCCGGCGGAACAGGCGCGGGCGAAGCUUUGUUCGCACCCUCAUCGACGAGUAUGUCCACGAUCCGACGGUCUUUGCGCCACUCGACGCCGAUCCAGUCUCGCCGUAUGUGGCGCUGGCGGUGGUGAGCGCAGGCAAUGCGCUCGAGCUCGGCACGCCGCUGCUUGUGGUAGGGACACCGGGCCAGCUCGCGGCGCGCGAGAUCGAGGGCGAGGUCCGCGGCGAGGACGCUGCCGGCGACAUUCACAUGGUGGCCAAGUCCGACGUAACGCUUGCGUGGGAGUCGCACCAGCCAAAGGUUGUUGCCGAGGCCGCGGCGCUUGCAGCCGAGGCGAUGCAGCAGCAGCAGCGGGCGCGGGCGGCGUCGCGCUCCAAGCGCGAGUCGAUUUCGCGGCGCAGGUCACAGCGGCGCUCGGUUCGGCUCUCGGGCCUUCCCACCGGGCGGAGCAGCGAGGGUGGCGGCAGGUCGGCCAAGUCGUCGCCGCGGCGGCGGAAGAAGAAGAAGCUCGGCAUAGAGGUGACGGCUGUGCCUAUGGACGACAUGUUUCUGGUAGACAAGAGUGUAAUGGACAAGCUCUCGCUCAAGCUGGAGAACGAGACCAUGCUUCGCGAGGCGCUCGAGGUGCGCGUCAAGGAGCUUGAAGAGCAGGUCGGCAAGUACGCCGACGUCAUCGAGCUGCUCUCGGACCGGCUGACGGUGCUGGAGGACGGCCCGCUUGUGGGCUCGUCGUCGUCGCCGUCGCUCGACGACUCGGGCUCUGUCCUCGACCUUCCUCCGGUCUUUAUCUCGUCGGCCGACAGCGGUGGCGGCGGCUCUGCGCUGCUGGUGUACUACAACGACGCACCGCACACGCUCGCGGUCUCCGAGUCGGACACGGCCGGCGAUGUGGUGGCGCGGUUUGUGGCUCAGCACUCGCUCCCGGGCGAUGCAGCGCAGUACCGGCUGUACCAGCGCGAGGUCGACGGCGAGGUCGAGGCGCAUUUGCGCAACUUUGAGGUCCCGCUCCGGCUAGUGCAAGAGUGGGAGAAUACCGGGCGUGACCGGGUGCUCCAGCUCGCGGCCAUCGACGAGCUUGAACGGUCCGAGUUCAACACCUCGUCGGCGGUGGUCCGACUUGGCGACGAUGGCAAUGCAGUGCUGUCGCCGGCGGUGAAGCGUGGGCGUGCGUCGUCGAUUUCGGCGGGAGCGUCGAAAAACGCCAAGCGGCGGUCGAUUGCGGAGCGCAAGCGCGAGGCCGAGGCGCUGAAGGAGGUGGCGCGGAGUGGACCGCGGCCAGGAGUCAAGGUCUCGAUGGACGACUUUGACCUCAUCAAGGUCCUGGGCAAAGGCACGUUUGGCAAGGUCUUCCUCGUCCGCAAAAAGGGUAGCGAGACGGUGUACGCCAUGAAGUCGAUUUCCAAGGGACUCAUCAUCAAGCAGAAGCAAGUGGCCAACACCAUUGCGGAACGGCAUGUGCUGCAACGGACGGAUCACCCGUUCCUCCUCCACCUGUACUACUCGUUCCAGACCAAGGACAAGCUCUACUUUGUCUUUGACUACGUUUCGGGCGGCGAGGUCUUCUUCCACCUCGACCGCGAAGUCAAGUUUGACGAGGCACGGGUCAAGUUCUACGCGGCGGAGUUGACGCUCGCGCUCGGCUAUCUGCACUCGCUUAACAUUGCGUACCGCGACCUCAAGCCGGAAAACGUGCUCAUCAAGUCGUCUGGCCACAUCUGCCUCGCCGACUUUGGCCUGUGCAAGGAGAACGUGACGUCGGAUGACGAGCUGCUGGAGAUGUGCGGGACGGAAGAGUACGUGGCGCCCGAGAUGAUUUUGCGGGUCGGCUACGGCAUGCGGGCCGACUGGUGGGCGCUCGGCAUCCUGGUCUACGAGAUGCUUGUGGGCGAGCCGCCGUUCCAGCACGAUGACCGGAAGGAAACGUUCCGGCUCAUUCUCCACCACGAGCUGCCCCUGGACCCGACUCUGUUCUCGGAGCAAGCCGCGGCCUUUGUGGGCUCUCUCCUUGAGCGGUCACCCAACUACCGCCUCGGCGGCAAGGGUGGCGACGUUGACGAGGUCACUGCUCACCCGUGGUACGCCGACAUCGACUUUGACGCGCUGCUCCGACUCGAGGUGAGCCCGCCGUGGGUGCCCAACGUUGCCGGCGACGACGACACCUCGAUGUUCGACGAGGAGUUUACUUCGAUGCGGGUCUCGGACUCGCCACCGCUGCAGGCGCAUUUGCUGGCGGGUGUCAUGGAUCCGUUCAUGCGGCGGGCGUCGUUCGACUACUCGGCCGGGCGGACGCCACCGAUUCCGCGCGGGAACUCGCCGCUGGGCAAGUCGUGAGCUUAGAACGCCAUGUAUUCGCCCGACGAAGAAGCCGAAGAGCCGUCAUCCAAGCCCGGCCCGUCGUCAGAGCCAGCCGGCGGGCGCGGGGUGAUGUGCGGCGAGCCGGACGAGUUUGACGAGUGCUGGCCGUCGAGUGCGGCCGGCUCGGCAGGCGCAAGCGCCGGGACCGAGUCGGAGGCGAGUCCGAGCGAGGCGUCGAAGGCAGUCACGUCCGAGACUGCUGCGCCCGGCGACGGAAGGGUUCCGGAGCCGCGGCGACGGGUGAGGGUACCGGCCCGGUCGCGGCGGAGCUGGAGUACCACCUCAUGGUAGUAGAGGCUUGCGUCGGGCGAUGCAGGAGGAGAGCCGGAGAGCAGGUCCGAGACGCAGACGGAGCCAAACUGUGGGUGUCGGAAGGGCCACGGCAGGAGGGCCUUAAAGGCGUCGGUGACAAG
Molecule: messenger RNA, 3350 nt
Organism: Thecamonas trahens ATCC 50062
Lineage: Eukaryota; Apusomonadida; Apusomonadidae
Product: AGC protein kinase
Exons: 2
Coding region: 1-2913 (970 amino acids)
Biological process (GO): protein phosphorylation; signal transduction
Molecular function (GO): protein serine/threonine kinase activity; ATP binding
Source: RefSeq, a predicted model, not a curated record